Molecule: messenger RNA, 2596 nt
Organism: Asparagus officinalis (garden asparagus)
Lineage: Eukaryota; Viridiplantae; Streptophyta; Magnoliopsida; Asparagales; Asparagaceae
Product: ABC transporter E family member 2
Exons: 13
Coding region: 196-2028 (610 amino acids)
Biological process (GO): translational termination; ribosomal subunit export from nucleus; translational initiation
Molecular function (GO): ribosomal small subunit binding; iron ion binding; ATP hydrolysis activity
Source: RefSeq, a predicted model, not a curated record
UCCGGGUAAGAUCAGGAAGCCCAACCUCACCCGGCGUUGCAAAUUACCGGCACGCGUGGAAACCACGCUGCUUAAAACCUCCUCCUCUUUUAUGCCUAGGGUUUCCUUUCCUUUGCCAGCAGCAGCUAGCGAAUUCUGUUCUGAACCGUUUGUAGGGUUUUAUCGAAUCGAUCUGUUCGUCUUCGGAUCGGAGAGAUGGCAGAUCGAUUGACUAGGAUCGCUAUCGUCAGCUCCGAUCGCUGCAAGCCCAAAAAGUGUCGCCAGGAGUGUAAAAAGAGCUGUCCCGUAGUGAAAACAGGUAAGCUUUGUAUAGAAGUCACUCCAGCAGCGAAGAUUGCUUUCAUUUCUGAGGAAUUAUGUAUUGGAUGUGGUAUUUGUGUCAAGAAAUGCCCAUUUGAGGCCAUUCAGAUUAUUAAUCUGCCCAAGGACUUGGAUAAAGAUACAACUCAUCGUUAUGGACCUAACACCUUCAAGUUGCAUAGGUUGCCAGUCCCAAGGCCUGGGCAAGUUCUUGGUCUGGUUGGAACAAAUGGUAUUGGAAAGUCAACUGCCCUUAAAGUAUUGGCUGGAAAGUUGAAACCCAACUUGGGCAGAUUCAACAAUCCACCAGACUGGCAGGAAAUUCUGACAUACUUCAGAGGAUCCGAGCUUCAGAACUAUUUUACUCGUAUAUUGGAGGACAAUCUCAAGGCUAUUAUCAAACCACAAUAUGUUGACCACAUCCCCAAGGCUGUUCAAGGAAAUGUAGGACAGGUGCUUGACCAAAAAGACGAGAGAGAUAUGAAGGCUGAACUCUGUGUUGACCUUGAGUUGAAUCAGGUUAUUGAUCGGAAUGUUGGAGAUUUGUCAGGGGGAGAGUUGCAAAGGUUUGCGAUUGCUGUGGUUGCUGUACAGAAUGCAGAGAUUUAUAUGUUUGACGAGCCAUCGAGUUACCUUGAUGUGAAACAGAGACUGAAAGCUGCUCAAGUCAUUCGGUCCUUGCUGAGGCCCAACAGUUAUUUGAUCAGCAGUUAUGUGAUUGUUGUGGAGCAUGAUCUUAGUGUCCUUGAUUACUUAUCAGAUUUUAUUUGUUGCUUGUAUGGGAAACCGGGAGCAUAUGGAGUUGUUACAUUACCUUUCUCAGUUAGGGAAGGAAUUAACAUUUUCUUGGCUGGUUUCGUACCUACAGAGAAUUUAAGGUUCCGUGAAGAUUCACUUACAUUUAAGGUUGCUGAAACUCCUCAGGAAAGUGCUGAGGAGAUUGAGACAUAUCAGCGUUAUAAGUACCCUACUAUGAGUAAAACCCAGGGUAAUUUCAAGCUCUCUGUCAUGGAGGGUGAAUUCACUGAUUCUCAAAUUGUUGUAAUGUUGGGAGAGAAUGGGACAGGGAAAACAACAUUUAUUCGCAUGCUGGCUGGACUGCUGAAGCCCGAUGUGGUAGAAGGUACGGACAUUGAGAUACCCGAGUUCAAUGUUUCCUAUAAGCCUCAGAAAAUCAGCCCGAAAUUUCCAAAUUCUGUGAGGCACUUGCUGCAUCAAAAAAUUAGGGAUUCAUAUAUGCAUCCUCAGUUCGUAUCUGAUGUUAUGAAACCCUUACAAAUUGAGCAACUAAUGGACCAAGAAGUUGUGAACCUUUCUGGUGGAGAACUGCAAAGAGUUGCUUUGUGUCUGUGUCUUGGAAAGCCUGCAGAUAUCUAUCUUAUAGAUGAACCUAGCGCUUACCUGGACUCCGAGCAGCGUAUUGUUGCCUCAAAGGUCAUUAAAAGAUUUAUACUUCAUGCAAAGAAAACUGCCUUUGUUGUUGAGCAUGAUUUCAUUAUGGCGACUUACCUGGCUGACAAAGUGAUUGUGUACGAGGGGAAACCAUCUAUCGACUGUAUAGCCAAUGCUCCCCAGUCAUUGGUAUCUGGGAUGAACCGCUUCUUAUCUCAUCUUGACAUUACUUUUAGACGAGACCCAACCAAUUACAGACCUCGCAUUAAUAAGCUGGAUUCAACCAAAGACAGGGAACAGAAAUCUGCAGGAUCCUAUUACUACCUUGACGAUUGAUGCAAUGCCUAUAUUACUUGGCUUUCAGAUUCAGAGAGAUUUCGCAAGCAGUUUUUUUCUUGUAUCCUUGCUCGGGCCUUCACUAUGCCUGUAGGCAUUCAGAUCUCCCACUGCAUACUGACACAUGUCAUUCGCAUAAUCCUUUUCCAUCCACUGAGGGAUUUCAUCACUUGCUGUAAGUUGAGGGUGUAUAAUACUUCUCUUGGGGUUCUGCUGGGGUAUAGUAAGUUAUGAAGCAAAGCUAUCGACGUGGUCAGCACAUAGGUGAUUGCUCUACAAUGCUUGUUCCUACUUAGUUCCAAGUCCUGGUACUUCUGUAUGUUCUAACUGGGAUUGGAGAUAACUUGAGUGGACGUCUGCGUAUUUAUUAUUACUUUAUUAUUUUUGCCUUUGUGUCGAGGAUGGUUGCUGGUUUACUUAAUUAUUCAACCGUGCGAAUGGUUUUGGUUGUGUAAGAAUGCUUACGAAUGUUGAGUGAACUUUUUGUUGUGGUAUUAUGCAACAAAUUUCAUUUUUGAUUGUAUGAGGAACUUCUAUUAGUUAAUAACCCGGAUUUUCAUCGAUUGAA